AUGGUUUCCGAAGACCAUCUACAAAAGGAAAACAAGUGGACGAAUUCACUGAUUUUCACAAACAGUGCAGUGGAGUCAGGUUCCUUCUUUUCCAAGGGGGGGGGAUGGCUGCGCCUCUUCGCCUGCGACGUUGUGCUAGGGAAAAAAAAUGACGGAUCGGAGCCAGGAGCUUGUUAUCAUUUGACUUUGCGCGUGGUGCUAGUAUGGCCACGGAGAGGCUUGGAGUGGUGUUGUCGUUAUGACAUUAGUACAAACUCCAUUCAUAAAAAAUGUUUUUUUUUUCAUGAAUCGUUUUCUAAAACUCAAUCACAAAUAAUUGGCGACGUGGGUGAGCCUGUCAAAAAUCGAAAUCUAAGCCUGCGGACUUUUGAAAGAAGAAUAGCAAUCCAGCAGUGGUCAAAUACAAUGACCCCUACCACCCUCGCCUCUUGGGGACAUAGAAACCCUCAUGGAGUCGUCCUAAAUAAAUUCCACGGUCACAGAGGGGCACGGUCGAACCCUUCCUCGCACCCAGAAACCGGAGUUAAUCCAGCUCUUCACCGUCACAGAAAAGGUACAUUCUCGGGCGUGUGUUUUUAUUCCUGUUCGCCAGUGUCUGAUCCAUUGGAGUGUACAGGAAUUCUUUCUUUGCACAGGGAUAUCCACUUUGAAGGUGAUUUUCAUUUCCUUCGCCCUCAGUGGUGA
This is a messenger RNA of Trypanosoma brucei brucei TREU927, 684 nucleotides long. RefSeq lists its product as hypothetical. The record is from RefSeq and is a predicted model, not a curated record. NCBI's taxonomy places the organism in Eukaryota, Euglenozoa, Kinetoplastea, Trypanosomatida, Trypanosomatidae. Bases 1 to 684 code for a protein of 227 amino acids. The transcript has a single exon.